GAGAGAGAGAGGGGAGAAACAGAGAGAGAGAGAGAGAAAAAAAGAGAGAGAGAGAGAGAGAGAGAGCAACAAAGUGGAAAAGGAAAACAACAGCCAUCAAUCUGCCUGAGUCUCAUAUUGUUGGAUAUUCUUUGACGAAGCCUAUUUUUUCGUAUAAUAAUUAUUUUCAACUGUAUUUAUUGUCGAAGCUGUCGGUUAUUGGAUUUCUUUAGGGACUUUUCAGUGCACCUCAGUCGAUUAUAUUCGAGCCGGUAUAGGCUACAUCUAGAUAAUCCCCUUUACCACAUGAACACCCGUCAUUUUCAUGUCUUAACAUUUUUCGGGGAACAGUUUUGUCCUGUGCAAGAGGAGAGACACAUCUAUGCGAUGACAGUUUACCACAAAUAAACGGACAACAUCGUUUUUAAUGCCAAAUAAGAAGCUGCACAGAUUGGUCUAAAUUUGUAAAAAAAAAAAAAAAUUGAGAGUUGAUAACAUUUUCUUAAAGGGCCAAUUGCAUAUUUAAAGAUGUUGAACUGGACAUGAUGUAUUGGAGGACAUGAUUUUUAUUUUCCCCAUGGGACCUUUGAUGGAUAAGAGGAGUGGAAUCAUUUCAGCAGUCUUUUCAACUUUUGGUUUUCUUAUUUUAUUUUCACCCGUCGCCUCAUUGUUGAAUAUAAUCUGACGGCCUGUCAAUCAUUUGUGGAUUGAUUGGAGCAAAGAAGUUGUUUCACUUCGGGAAUCCACGGCCGUUCAUUGAUGUCUAGGCCACUCACCCAGCUUUUACCACCGGACCUUCUGGCCGGGGCCAGCCCGCAGUUUGGGACUGGUAACCCAGGGGGCACGGCUUCCACUGGUGGGCACUUGAACUCAAUGGCCAGCCUCAAAUCGCUGCUGCAGAUCCCAAUCAAAGCUGACCAGCGAGGAAAAGACUCUUGCGAAAUGAAAGACAAAGAUAAACCCCAGGACUCCACAGAGGAACCGGUGACCGGCGGCCCUGGCAUGCCCGGGGGCCCCGGUUCCCUACGCAACUCCUCCCAGUCAGCGUUCUUGGGGCCCCUCCUGUGGGAGCGCACCCUUCCCUGUGACGGGGGCCUGUUCCAGCUGCAGUACAUGGACCUGGAGGAGUUCCUGACGGAGAACGGCAUGGGGAUGCACCCCACGGGCCCCAGCAGCGCCAGCGCCCAGAUCCCCUCCCAGAGCUCCCAGUCAGCCGUACCCAAACAGAGCUCCCAGUGCCCACCAUCCUCCCCGCCUCCCUGCUCCUCCUCCUCCUCUUCAAUCUCCUCUUCAUCUUCCUCCUCCUCACUGCUGGGCCUGGAAAAUGUGCCGCAGCCGCCACCGCCGCAGCAACAGCAAAGCAUGAUGGGAGGUCCCGAGUGCCUACAGGGCGGACAGGCAGCUCCCCCAGACCCCUCAGCCAACUCCACCGGCCCCCCCGGGCCCCCUGCCCCCCCUGCCCCCCCUGCCACCAACGGAAAUGAUGUCAUGGUGAACUUUGACCCCGACCCAGCGGAUGUGGCGCUGUCCAGCGUCCCUGGCCAGGAGGCCUUCGACCCUCGGAGGCACCGCUUCACCGACGAGGAGCUCAAGCCCCAGCCCAUGAUCAAGAAGGCCCGCAAGAUGCUGGUGCCCGAUGAGCAGAAGGACGACAAGUACUGGAGCCGCCGCUAUAAGAACAACGAGGCGGCCAAGCGCUCCCGAGACGCGCGGCGCCUGAAGGAGAACCAGAUCUCCGUCCGCGCCGCCUUCCUGGAGAGGGAGAACGCAGCGCUCAGGCAGGAAGUGGCCGACAUGAGGAAGGAGUUGGGCCGCUGUCGCAACAUCCUCAACAAGUACGAGAGCCGGCACGGAGACUUGUGAGGAGGAGGAGCCAAGAGAGGGAGGGCGAGGUGGUAGAGGAGAAGGAGGAGUGAAAGAAGGAGGGCUGGGGGGUACAGGGCAAACCCGACAUUGGUAGCACUUUAGCUGAAGCGGCGUGGUGUACGGCCUACGUAGGGGGGGCCUAAGCAUUGGAUGACAUCUGAUGUAAAAGCCCAUUUUAUGGAGAGCUCACUGGCACUUUUUUCAGACCACCGUAGCACUUCUUGGGCUUGCUCAUGGACUGCCUCUGUCACACCUGGGGCCCCUGCUGCGGGGGGAUGGAGAGCACUUACAUCAGGUGGUACACAGCAGGUCGUACGCCCGAGGCAAUUCAGACGAGGUGUUCAAAUCACACAUGGCAGUGAAAUCAUUGUUUUGAAGCUAAAGACUAGGAGACAAGCCAGAGGUGGACAGAGGUGGAAUUUUUCUAUGACAAAACAUGUAUAUUUUUGAACUGGUCAGACAGCAUAGCAAGAAGGAGUGAAUGGGAAGAAAGAGGAAGAAGAGGAGGAGGAAGGUUUGAGAUGAGAGAGCAAAAGGAUUUUGACAUAGGAUAUCUGUAUAUUUUUAUAUUUGCAAAGAGAGGCAAGAGAAUUGAUUUUGGAAAUAAUCUUUUGUAUAUUUUAUAUAGGGGUGGGUGGGCAGGGGGGUGAUUUAACUGAGUGAUGGGGUAUCCAUGAAGCUGUUUUAAACAGGAUUAUUGCAAAAUGAUAUAUUUUCAACUUAGAAACAGUUGAGAAAGAGGGAAGUGGUAAAACAGAAUGUAUAAUGGUUGUAUCCAGGUUUUAGAAAAUGGCAGAGGCUUAGGAUCUUAGUAACUAUUGUUGAUAUAAUGAGAAAAAGAUUUAAUUAAAAUUGUAUAGUUUAGAGUUUUUGUUUUGUUGUGAGUUCAUUCAAGCACUUAAUUUGUUACUUUCUCUUUGAUUCCUUUUUUGAAUUAAAUAUUUGUGCGUUUUCUUGGGGAGGGUGAUAGAGAGAAAAAGAGAAAUAAAGAAAGAGAGGGUAAGGGAGAAACAAGGACUGUGAGGUGAUUCAUCUCAUGAACAGCUGCAUCAGAACAGAUGUUGUUGAAUAAAUAUGGAAGGCAUUCAUUAGACGGGUAGAUGUGUGGCACACACACAAACACACUCAUACGCGCACAAAUUAACGCACUGAAAAACAUGCCACGGAUUUAAUUGGAAAGACCUUUGACCACAUUUGCAAAUUGACAUGAUCUGCAAAGACGUGCGCAGACACACACAAACACGCAAACGCUGUUACUGUUAGACACACAAUAUUUCAUAAUGAGCCCAUACUGCUCUGUAUCUCUCUGUUCUUCUCUCUACACCAAACCGAUGGGAUUCUGGAACCAGAUGAAACUGGUUCAGAGUUGACGGCCCAGGUGAACUUGGCAGUGGUCAGCAUGUCCGCGUGCUUGUAUGCAGAACAUGAGCAUGCCUCAUCACCAGUUUGAAUACUAUGAUUCUUAUGAUGAUUCUUAUUAUGAUUCUUAUUAUUAUCUCUAUUGUUCUGAUUCUGAAAUGACUACAUGGUGCUGACCCAGUUUAUCCCCUUAACCCCCACACACAACCCAACACAGAACUCAACUGCCUAGAUAUUUUUCUCUCGUUCGUUUGUUCUUUUAUUCUUCUUUAACGUAUCGUACUUGUAAGAGGAAUCGUUGGUAGAUCAUCCCACGCAAGCGCGUGUCCUCAAACUUUACCCCUACAACAGGCCAUGCUGCCCUAACACUGUACCAUACAAUUGUACUAUUGAAUAUUAAAACUAUUCUCUCACUAGCUGUAUGUGUGUAUAUGAUAUAUGCUUGAACAUGUGAAAAUAGAUGUAAUAAACAUAACUUGAAUAUAUAAAUGUAGUUUAUAGGAAACAGAUUGGAAGUAUUGUCAAUUUCUCAGGUGUCUGGGAUAUAAAAAAAAACACAAAAAAAAGUUCUUACUAUUGAUUGCGGAAGUUGUGAUUUCUUUUUUUCCGGGAGAGGGGUUUGUCCUGACAGCUUUGCGAGUAGGCCUGUUUUGGCAGCACCGUUGUGUAUCUUGCUGCCGAGUCAUACUGUGUACUACCAGCUAACAUGGGAGUAAAGGUCUAUCAAAACCAGUUCAGAUUUGUAAACAGUUUAUUUAGAUUGGAGUUAAAUGUAAUUUUUUCAUUCUUGUUAAUAUUUCCAGUUAUGAUUGCUAGUAUUAUCAUUGUUGUUCUUGUUGGUGCUGUUGUUGUUGUUAUUAUUAUAUUAAUUUCCAGUGUUUAUCGCAAUAACUUUUCUGGGGGAAUAUGAUUCUAUUUUCCUCUCCUGAGGUUCCAAGACCAUAUUUACUCUUUUUCCUAUGAGCCUGUUCACUCGAAGCACCAUCCACUGAGACUGUACAAAGCCCCAGAUGCAUUGUAGGGACUGUAGUCACAUCCUUGUGUGUUGGCGUUUGAUAAAACAGACUUUGGACUUUUAUUCCCUGGAUGAAUUUGAACUACACAUCCCAGAGGCACAAGUCUUAUUCUCCAUCUGUUGGUGGACAAAUAAGCAGUUUUUUUUAUAUCUGGGAAAUUUCCUGAGGCUUAUAAACUUUUAGCAGUGCUAUUUUUCUAUGUACCUGCGUGAGCAUACUACAACUUUUGUGGGCAUUUGUAGCCCAUUGUCAUAGUGAUGGUAUGCUACUUUAACGGCAUUGCGGGUAUCGAAUACAGCCUUCCCCCUCUUCUCCAGUUCUGGAUUAAUAUACUCAACUCCCUGUCGUGAUGACUGUUAUAAACUACAAACCCCAAGAGAGCACCGCUACCCAACUGCACCAGUAUGUCUAUUCCUAUACACAGGGCUGCUGGGAAAUGUGGUCUUUUUUUCUCCAAAACAUGAAUAAAGGCUUAUCCUUACUCACCGA
Osmerus eperlanus (European smelt) is the source of this 4709-nucleotide messenger RNA. It is a transcript of the gene dbpa, whose product is annotated as D site albumin promoter binding protein a. Gene Ontology annotation, cellular component: nucleus. Gene Ontology annotation, biological process: regulation of transcription by RNA polymerase II. Lineage: Eukaryota; Metazoa; Chordata; Actinopteri; Osmeriformes; Osmeridae. The coding region runs from base 739 to 1842 and encodes 367 amino acids. The transcript is spliced from 4 exons. Gene Ontology annotation, molecular function: DNA-binding transcription factor activity, RNA polymerase II-specific; RNA polymerase II cis-regulatory region sequence-specific DNA binding. The record is from RefSeq and is a predicted model, not a curated record.